This is a messenger RNA of Salvelinus namaycush (lake trout), 2700 nucleotides long. Its product is annotated as coagulation factor XIII A chain-like. Lineage: Eukaryota; Metazoa; Chordata; Actinopteri; Salmoniformes; Salmonidae. Gene Ontology annotation, biological process: peptide cross-linking; blood coagulation, fibrin clot formation. The transcript has 17 exons. The record is from RefSeq and is a predicted model, not a curated record. The coding region runs from base 1 to 2700 and encodes 899 amino acids. Gene Ontology annotation, molecular function: protein-glutamine gamma-glutamyltransferase activity.
AUGGAGUGGGACUGGACGCUGUGCCUGGACUGGGCACCAACGCAGAAGAAGACUCUGGCCUUGGAACAGAAUUGGACGCCUUGCUCAGACUGCGCAUCGGUGCAGGGGAAGGCACCGGCCAUGGAGCUGGAGACUGGCUCUGGGACCAGUAAAGAUCAAGAGACCAUUAAGAAAGCCGAGAGAACCUACAAGAUGCAUAUGCGAUACGACGACGAGCAGGAGAUCCCAGAGGCUAACGUGGAGAUGACGCUGGAGAUCCCGCUGGAGCCGGUGAAGCGUGGCAAGAACUUCCAGAUGGCUGUGGUCUUCAGGAACCUGAGUGAAGACACACGUGCCAUCCAUGGCUUCCUGGUCGGCUCCACGAUCUACUACACCAACAUCCAAAGGGCUCAGUUCAUGCAGGACAUCUUUGACAUCACUCUGAACCCCAUGGAGACGUCGAGAGUACAGGUGGGUGUGCUUGCCCAGAAUUACAUGCCCCAGCUGGGUUGCCAGUCCAAUCUGCGCUUCGUGGUGACGGCCAAGAGCAUGGACAACAACCAGGACAUGACGGCCAUGCAGAUAGUGAACCUGGAAGGCCUAGAGCUGGCCUUUUCGGUGGAACAGCGAAAACUGUUGACCCCUGCUUUCAACAUGUCUUCCUCUGCACACUGUACCGGGACCAACUUCCCUGGGCGCCUGAAAAGGCCCAUCUGUAGCUCCAACGCUGAGCAAGAUGACCACCAACUUCCCAAGUUUGAGCACUUUGGGGAGGCUGUGGCAAUUCCCCGUGGCCCCUCCAGUGAUGCCACCCUGGAAUGUGUGAGAGUGGACAUGAUGCAAAAUGAGAACAAGAGCGACCACCACUGUCACUUGUACGAAGGCAAAAACAACAUUCUCAUCGUCCGCAGGGCUCAAGAGUUUCAGAUGACCCUUCAGUUCAACCAGCCCGUAAAUCCCAGUGACAAAUUCCAGGUUGAGUUUUACAUUGGUAUUGAUGCCGACGUGUUGAAUGGCACAAAGAUCAUCAUCUCCUUUGACGGCUCACAAACUGGGAAUUGGACCGGCCGCAUGCUAAAGCAACAAGGGGAUGAGUGCGUGGUUGGCAUCACCCCUUCUGCGAACGCCAUCAUCGGAAAGUACUACACAAAUGUGGCGGUCAUCGGUUCCAAUGGAGUUUCAAGGACACAAAAGGACUCUGGAACAGACUUCUACCUCCUGUUCAACGCCUGGGCGUCCAAUGAUGAAGUGUACAUGCCCAAUGAGGAAGACAGGCAGGAGUAUGUGAUGAAUGAAAAUGGCUUCAUAUACGAGGAGGAAUCAGGUGGUGGAAGGCAAUGGUAUUAUGGUCAGUUUGCGGAAGGGAUUCUUGAUGCCUGUUUCCAAAUCUUGGAUGACUCACACAUGCCUCUAGUAAACAGAGGCGAUGCUGUCAAAGUCUGCAGGAUAGGCUCUGCAAUGAUGAACUCCCAGGAUGACCGCGGGGUCUUGGUGGGCAACUGGAGCGAUGACUACUCCCUUGGCACUGCACCAACCUUCUGGAUUGGCAGUGACCAGAUCCUGCUCCAGUACGUCAACAAAGGGCCCGUCAGCUUCGCCCAGUGCUGGGUCUACGCCGGGACGUUCAACACCUUCCUGCGGUGUCUGGGCAUCCCUGCCAGGGUGAUCACCAACUUCAACUCCGCCCACGACAACACAGGGAACAUCAUCACGGAUCUCGUCUUCAACUCUGUGGGAAAUCAGCUUGAACUGAACGAGCGCCUUACCAGAGACUCAAUCUGGAACUACCACUGCUGGAACGAGGCUUACUUGUCCAGACUUGACCUCCCUGCAGACCAGGACUUAGGUGGCUGGCAGGUGGUGGAUUCCACCCCCCAGGAAACCAGUGAUGGAUAUUACCGCUGUGGACCUUGCUCUGUCAAAGCCAUCAAGGAAGGAAUGCUCGGCUAUCAAUUUGAUGCCCCGUUUGUGUUCGCUGAGGUGAAUAGCGACGUUUACAAACACAAGCUAAAUACACAAACUGGGAAAACUGAGUUACUAAGCGUAGACACAACUUAUGUUGGCAAGAAACUCCUGACGAAGUCCAUUGGUGGAAACAAUGAGCCAAUGGACAUUACAGAGACGUACAAAUACCCAGAAGGCAGUAGUAAAGAUGAGGAGACCAUGAAAAAUGCAGAGAGAACCUACAGGACGCAUAUGCAAUAUGACGACGAGCAGGGCGUGGAGAUGACGCUGGAGAUCCCGCAGGAGCGUGUGAAGAUUGGCCAGAACUUCCAGAUGGCUGUGGUCUUCAGGAACCUGAGUGAAGACACACGCACCAUCCAUGGCUUCCUGGUCGGCUCCACCAUCUACUACACCAACAUCCAAAGGGCUCAGUUCAAGCAGGAAACCUUUGACGUCACUCUGCACCCCAUGGAGACGUCAAGGGUACAGGUGGUCGUGCUGGCCCAGAACUACAUGCCCCUGCUGGGUUGCCAAUCCAACCUCCGCUUUGUGGUGACGGCCAAGAGCAUGGAGAACAACCAGGACAUGACGGCCAUACAGAUAGUGAACCUGAAAGGCCCCGAGCUGGCCUUUGCGAUCAGUGGACCAGCGAAGGUGAACCAGGAGGUAUAUGUCAAGGUGGAGUUCACCAACCCGUUCCCAUUCAGCCUGCAUGACGUGAGGAUGGCCAUGCAAGGGCCUAAUUUUUUGUCAUACCGGGAAAGGUUGUACAGGUAA